Molecule: messenger RNA, 2294 nt
Organism: Papilio xuthus (Asian swallowtail)
Lineage: Eukaryota; Metazoa; Arthropoda; Insecta; Lepidoptera; Papilionidae
Product: alpha-tubulin N-acetyltransferase-like
Exons: 9
Coding region: 87-902 (271 amino acids)
Biological process (GO): alpha-tubulin acetylation
Cellular component (GO): microtubule
Molecular function (GO): tubulin N-acetyltransferase activity
Source: RefSeq, a predicted model, not a curated record
ACAUACUCUUUGACAUACUCUUUGGUUGGCAGUUGUUGGUGUGAAUUUAACAAUUUGAUUUUUAAAAUAUUGUGCCCGAACUUAAAAUGAAUAACACAAAUUUUCUAUCAGUUAAUGACUUAUUCAAAGAAGAUAUUUCCAAAAUUACAGCGGCGGAUAUUCCGCUCUGUGUGCAAUACUUAGACAAAGAAACAAGGAUUAAGUUAUGCAGGUUGGAAGAAAUUAUUAAUUCUAUAGGGCUAAUGUCUACUAAAGCUCAAGGUUUAAAAAGAACUUUAACUACGUUUGAAAAACUUCGCUUAUCACCAGACCACAAACUUUACAUUCUCAAAGAUGGCAAGAGUAAUGAGGGAGCUGGUGAAGUUAUUGGAAUUCUUAAAACAGGUGUAAAACAAUUAUAUUUGUAUGACUUACAAAGCAAAUUAGUAAUAGCUUCGCCUGUGUGUAUAUUAGACUUCUUCGUAGUAGACUGCAAACAACGAAGAGGUUUUGGAAAAAAGCUGUAUGACUAUAUGCUGGAGGAUCAGAAAUUGAAGCCCCAUGAACUAGCAAUAGAUGGGCCGUCUCCGAAAAUGUUGGAGUUCCUUAAGAAGCAUUACAACUUUACCAAAGUUUUAAAAUAUUCCAACAACUUUGCAGUAUGCGAUAAAUUUUUUGAGUCUACGAAUAUAGGCAAAACACAAGAUGGAACUAUGCCAACUCACAGUGCAACUCGGCGAAUCUCGGAAUAUGGAGCCAGUGGAGAGGUACACAGGAACAAUGUGUACAGAAUUCCUUCUCACAAAGGCCAAACAAUGGCACCAAAAGUAAAGCCAAUUUCCGGUCUCAGUCUGAAAAAAUGGAGUAGCGAAGCCGGCGCGUUGAUACACGGGGGCCGCACCUCACCAAGCUAUUUGUCAUAGAGAAGAUUUUUUAAAUGAAAGGCAAAUGCAAAAGAGAAAUACUGGAUGUUUGCUAUUGGAGGAGAUCGGCCUACCAAUCAAUAAAUAUAGGUACAAAUAUAUGCUUAAUAUACUUAAUUGUUGACGAUUUUUGAAUUGUUGAAUAAUAAUUCAAAAAUUGAUAAACAAUGUAACAACACUAUUCAUCAAUUAAAAUCAAAAGUAAAUUAAAGUUUACCAUGCCAUAGUAUAGCUUUUAUAAAAUUGAAAAUUUAUAGAAUACCAUGUGUGCAGAAGCACUAUAUUUGUUAAUACCAAUUUUGUAACUUUUAUUUGUUUUUUAUUAUACUUGUAUAUAAAUAAUAUCAAUGUGAUUUAUACAUGAUAUAGAAUGAUCAGGUAACCGUUGGUUUCUGAGACCAAAAUGUCUGUAUAAAACAUAUAGUCCUUGGCAUUAUCUUUGACACAACAAAGAUAACAAUAUGCUUUAAACGGGGAUUUUGGUUGGCCUCGGAUAGUCCAUUUAUUCCCCAAUGAGCAGGUAUUUCCCCUGUAUAUCUUUUGCAGUUUUGUACAAUCGCGCCGACAAUAAUUUUUAAUUAUUAUAAGGAAGAUUAACACCAUAUGCAAACAGAGCCGUGAGUUAUCGUACAAAUAGUCGUUAGUCAUUAUAACAAAAAUAUAAUGAAAUAUUUUCAGAUAGGUAAUACUUUGGACAUCUUUUACCCUAGAGAUUAUAUUUGAGAUUUGAUGGACUAAAGUAAAGGAUCAUCAAAAUAAAAAAAAACUGAUUCAUUGGUACAGCUGCAAGGCUCGAAUGUAUAAAAACAUGUAUACCAGUUUUAGAUAUAGAAUAAUCGUUUUUAAUCAAAAUAUUGUAUGUGAAACUAGAUAAAUAAUCUAAGUAUCACAUAUUAGUUAAUAGAACAUUUUUGUUAUAUUCAUGGCUGAUGGCUAAAUGUAUAUAAUUUUUGUACUAUUUUUUUUUUACAUCAUUAUUAUUUAAAUUCCUAAGGAUAGUCUCAAAUACCUUUAUUUAAUAAAGAUGGAUCUCAUUGUAAUAUGUAUGUGACACUGUUUAUGUAUACUUUCGAACCAUUUUCAGUGCCCCAAAUCUUACAUUUGCUUAAUCUUACUAAUAUGUAUUUAUAAUGGGAAAGUUUAGAUCGAUGAUUGGGUAGGGAGUAUUUCCAGAAAGGCUCUAUGGAUCUCACUGAAAUUUGAUAUAGAUUUGUACCACAGUACAAAAGAACAUAUAGGAUAAUUAUAUUGUUACUAGCUAUAGCCGUCAACUCCGUCCACUCGGUCUUAAAAAAAUAUAUCAGUAACCUAUGUGUGCUUCCAAUCUAUGUUCCACAUCUAUGCCAAAUUCCAGCAAUAUCCAUACAGCCUUUCUGGAGAUACCGCCAAACA